AUGAAGAACGCGAGGACCGCCGCACUUCUUGGCCUCGUUCUCCUGAGGGGCGAAGAGGUCAUCUCCAUGACCGUCGAAGGCCCUCCUCCGCCUGAUGAGAAUCGCGCUAAAGCCGUUGGAGCUGCAGCGUUGGCCGGCCCUGGUCUCGGCCGUGCUGCUGGCCGUGGAAUCCCUACUGCUCCUUUGAUUCAAGCUCAACCGGGUUUAGCUGGACCGGUUCGGGGGAUUGGUGGCCCGGCUCCCGGUAUGAUGCAGCCGCAGAUUUCUCGACCGCCGGUUCCGAAUAUGUCUGCUCCGCCUAUGAAUUACCCGCAGGCUCCGGUGAUUCGACCCGGACAAAUGCCAUACCCUGGCCAGGGUCCUCCUCCUCAAAUGCCACGUGGACCGCCUCCGCAGAUGCCGCCUCAGUUUGCUCAACGGCCGCCUGGCCAGUAUCCAGUGCCUCCGCCAGGGCAGUAUGGACAAAGGCCUAUGGCUCCACCGCCUCAGAUGAUGAGAGGUCCGCCACCACCAGGAGGAGCGCCACGACCCGCAACCAGCAACAACAACAGCAGUAGCAGCUGUGAUCGGGUGAUUUUCCAUUUUGGUUUUGGUAGCCAGGCAUGUGAUUCACAUGUGAAGAUGUUGGGAAGAGGUUUCAUGCUUAUAAACUGUAGCAACUGUGAUGGUGAUGGAGAUAGCCUUGAAUUUGGUGAGGUGAACAUCAUUGCAAGAUCAUGUCCUUCAACUCAGAUUUAGCAGUGAAAGUGGUUAUGAAUUUUGAACUUGAAGCUUCAUGCUCUUCUACUACUUCUACUGUGUUUUUGACAAUUGGAUUGGUAGGUUCUGAAAAUUCUCUGAAACAAAAUUAUCAGCAGCAACUUGUACUGUGUUAGGAUCAGAAAGAAAUCAACCAUGAAGAAGGUAGAGUAGAGAGGUAUCAUUAUCAUAUACUUAUAUGAUUUCUCAAACUCAUAGCUCAAUCAAUAUUCACAAUUGAAACUAUUAUACUUGUCAGCAACAAACCAUCCAUCAGCAUCACCAAAAGUGAAAUGAAAAGAAACAUCACACUCACACUCACACUCACACUCACACUCUUGGAAAUGAAAUGCAUAAAAACUAUCAAGUUUGGGUAUUAUUGGCCCCAAAUCGCUCAGCU
Lactuca virosa is the source of this 1138-nucleotide messenger RNA. The record is from the annotation of a GenBank genome assembly. Lineage: Eukaryota; Viridiplantae; Streptophyta; Magnoliopsida; Asterales; Asteraceae.